UGUGCUUCUAAGAGUCUCACUCAAUAAGUAUCCCCGUAACGUGGUUGAGUUACGCAGACAUAAUUUAAGAUUAUCUACUUGGGUUUCCCAAAGCUUUGUUCGAUCAUUGGGUAGUUGUUUUAUUAUCAAUUAAUUACUAUUGUUACUUUGGAACUUGUUGAAGAUGGUCUCCCUAAGGGUAAUGUUGGUUUUCUGUGGUGCAUUAAUUAUCUGCAACGCAAAUUCAAACUGCCCAAAAAUUAAAACUCGUAGCAAAUGGGGAGGGAAAACAGCGAUCUCUAUUGAAUACCAAAAUAUCCCGGUGCAAUACGUGAUUAUUCACCACACGGUCACAAGCAAAUGUGGCACUUUCGCGACGUGUUCUCAGCAAGUUGCAAACAUACAACACUAUCAUAUGCAUGAUUUAGGCUGGUCUGAUAUCGGACUAAACUUCUUGAUAGGAAAUGAUGGUAACGUCUACGAAGGUGCCGGUUGGAACAAAGUUGGAGCGCAUACCUUGGGCUAUAACAGGAAAUCUAUUGGGAUCGCAUUUAUUGGGGACUUCAGCGAUGAGUUGCCAUCUGAGAAAGCAUUGCAGGCCGCGAAAUCACUUCUCGCUUGUGGGGUAAGCAAUGGGUAUUUAGCUAGAAACUAUCGACUGUUGGGUGCACGCCAGGUAAUAAGCACAGAGAGCCCCGGACUGGAGUUGUAUGGUGAAAUACAGGACUGGGACAAUUGGGUCCCUAAACCGUGAAAUAAUUCUAAAGAAUUCUGGGAAAAUAUUUUAAAUCUACGCGACUUAAUAAAAAUAAAGCAGUUAAAUAACAGACAAACUAUU
Molecule: messenger RNA, 817 nt
Organism: Hermetia illucens (black soldier fly)
Lineage: Eukaryota; Metazoa; Arthropoda; Insecta; Diptera; Stratiomyidae
Product: peptidoglycan-recognition protein SA-like
Exons: 4
Coding region: 164-733 (189 amino acids)
Biological process (GO): innate immune response; peptidoglycan catabolic process
Molecular function (GO): N-acetylmuramoyl-L-alanine amidase activity; peptidoglycan binding; zinc ion binding
Source: RefSeq, a predicted model, not a curated record